AUGGUUUGGGUUCAGUUCAUGAGUGACAGAAACUCCACUACUGUAAACAAGGGAUUCCAAGCUUCUUUUAAAGCAGGUGUGUUAUAUCGAUGAGAUUUUUUUACGUCUGUCUUUAGUAACGCGGCACGUAGUUCUUUUACAUCUUUUCUUUUGGAAAGUAGAGCUCAUUCAACUCAUAGUAGAUAAUCUCAGCGUUUUACAACUUGACAUGAUCGCCGCAGGACAAUAUGUUUGAGUUUUUGUGUUUGUUUGUUUGCUUUGAAUUUAUUUUAAUUUGUUUUUUUAAGACAGCAAACUUUUUCCUCUAUCUAGUCAACUAACCAUGAAAAUAAAUGAUUUGUACAUUGUCUUUACAUCUAUCUUUCGAUCUUUCUCAUCUUUUCAGUACAGGGAAGCGGAUUGCCUGUAAGCCGUCCAAUGAUGCUUCUUUUUCUCUCAGCUUUGAUCAUGCAUGUGUCAAAGAAUAACUUGUUCUAGUCCUGUCAAGUGUAUCCAGGAGACGUCUUCAGAUCGCCGAAGUUUUGAAACAUAUGCAUUUAGCUAAACUCUGAUUGUGGACUGAAAAGUUUUAAUAUCAAGGAUUUGAGUGUGAAGUUGUGUCCCGGGAAUCUUUCUUUUAGGUCAUUUUUUGCUGUCAGCAGAUUGAAUUUUUUGUGUUAUUUUAUUUUUUUUCGCGUUAGAAAGUUUUUCGGAUCAGUUUUAGAGCCACUCAAUUGAUUUUAUUUGUAUGCUUAGAUUUAGUACAAGAAAAACGAAAUUUAACCGGUGUGAAAGCCCUUAGACUUGAAAAAGCUUGAACAACAUUAUGUGCAUCUUUUUCAGUCCAAAAGGGAAUUUGUUUUAAACUUGUUACUCCAUUAAAAAUUGAGAAACAAAUGCAUAGACAAGUAAUAAAAGAAAGAAUUAAAUGUGAGCAUUAUUUUUACUUCGUACAUUAAACUUACAAUUAGGGUCUCUUAUUUUAGUAAACGUACACUCAAGCCCGGUCGUUAGAGAUAUGACAAGUUGUCAAGGUUCGUCUUGGUAACUGGAAUGAAUUCUUGAUACAGCGCGUAGACCUUUCUGGAAGUCAUCAAAGGGGGGCGGGUUCCGUGCGCCUUUCAUGUAGUAACUCAAACCAAAUCCCUUCCUUAUGUAUCAGCGGUCUGAAGAUCCUAAGGCGAGAAGGACCGACAGAAGGAGUAUAUAACACAGGCAAAGAUUUCGCGAAGAUUCUUCGGAAUUGCGCGUGUUUGCAUACCUGAAUGAUUGGAGCUUGAACAAAAUAUCCUUGAAAAGGAAAUGGGGGGGGGGGGGGGGGGGGGGAGGGGGAAGGAACCUUGAUGAUGUGUACUGUUUGCUACCUGACUUUAUUAGAGUGCAGUUGUUGAACAGUACCCCCAUUGGCGAACUUUGCAGGUUGAAUAUCAACUUUAGUUCACGUGCUCGAAGAUUAACUGUUAAAUGUCUUAAGUCGUAGGCAUUGAGCCCGUUUUUGUUCACUUGUAAGAUUCUCGUGAAAGUUCUUGUGUUCAUUUCCCGUCAAGAGAUGUUUAAUCUUCCAAGGUCAGUCUACCGAAUGCUCACUCACUACAUUUUCUUCCAAGUUUGUUCGAGGAGACUUUUUCGCUUAUGUUCAUAGCGAACAACUUAACGAAACCUUGCCGGUGUAAUUACAGAUUUCGUGCGUUAGACAUCCGUAAUCGGAGAAGUGUUCCCUACUCCUGCAAAAUGUUCCGAUGUUUACUUAGUUAUGAUUGGUCAUGUGCUCAUUCAUACCGAUGCUGAUUUACAACUUUAAUCCCGUGGUAUGUUAUAGACUCUCAAACUGUUUACAUAAGUAAAGCUCCUAUCAAGCUGUUGUCAUUAAAAGCUGCCAAAAACACCCUGCAGUUUAUUCACCACGCCAUCGCUGUUUCUCUUUUAAUUGGUCUUUACCCUCUGAUUAUAAACUCACCAAUGCGAAAAUUCCCAUUUAACCAAGGGCAAUAAUCGAAGGAAAAGCGAAUGAAUGUUGCGUGUACGAAUUCAAAACAUUUGAACUAUGUGCUAUUUGUGCAGCUUUGUUGCAGAAAAUUGACCUAAUACCAUGACCCCAUUCAAGACGAAAUUGUGUUGGGGAAACAUAUCACUAAGAAGGUUGCUGUAAUUUUACCAAGAGUUCGGAAAUUUGUCAUCCUAACAUCAGUAAACCCUGAUCUUUUACUGUUAUCAACAAAGAGAACUUAACUGUGUCGAAGAAUGGGAGUAUUCACAUCUAACCAACUGGUUACAGUUGCUUCCAUCAUCGGUAAGUUGUCAAAUGGAUGAAGUUCAUCCAUCACGUAUUAAAACAUCCGCGUUGUCCAAAAAGCGAUGCAAUGGCAUUACUUUUAUCGCUUUCAAUUCAAGUUUAAGUAGCUUGCGCUUCUUUUAAUUUUCAUGUACUUCGCAUUCUUUAGGAUGUAAAUCUUUGUGUUGCUGUGACACGGAUCAAAACAGAAUCGUUAAGACUGAUGGCACUUCAAGGUUUGACACUUCUAAAUAUGAUGCAGCGAAAGUUUACAAAGUACAGUGGAAUAUUUUUAAGAAAAUGGAGCACAUUGUCGUUCAGAAAAUGGGCCUUACAGGGUAAUUGUCCUGAUUUCAUUGAGGGAAGUUAGCGACUUGCCACUCCACUAAAGAGUUCGAGUGACUCCCUCGUAUCAGGAUAAUCUCCUAUGGGUUCUCAUUUUUGGGUGAGAUAUGAAGUCAACAUUUAAACUUACUUUUUGUAUUCAUAAUAGUUUGUCCCAAUGGCAUGACUCCAGUGGUGAGCUUGAAUAUCCUGAGUCAGGUACUUAUGGUAAGAAUGAGACCAAAUGUUGGAGCAUUACGGUUCCCGAAACUUAUUAUGGCAUUCGAUAUCGUUUUUCCAGGUAAGUUUUCCGUGUAUAAUACUCGUCAGUAAGAUGCAAACCUCUGAGGCUCACACUUCAUUUCCAAUUCAUUUGAUGCUGCCGUCAAUCAUCAUGUUAAUGGACAUCUAAAAGCAGAGACAAACAAAAUCACAAAGUCAUUUCAUAUCAACUCAGAAAAUUACCUUUAAACCCUGUGAAAUAUGGUACUAGCUCCCGAGAGGAUUUAAACAUGAUUGCCGGCGGGAUAAGGCGAAGUUUUUAGAUGGUGCAUCUCCAACUUGGUAGCUUGCAUGCUCUUAAAAAGAGCGAAAGCAGUGUCAACCAUCUUGACGAAAGCAAACUUGAAAAAUGCUCCAGCCACGUCAAUUUUUUUGAAAGCUGCUAGCCAGCGUGGGUUUCUUUCCUUUCGAUUACUAUACCAAAUCAGAAAAAGAGGACAAGAGUAAAAAAAAAUUGGUGGAUAAAACUGCAAAUGAUUGACGUGUAUCUCUUCAAGUAACCGGCGCAAUUACCAGAUUGCCUUUCGCAUUUUAUUUUGAUGUUAUGAUAAUGACUGAUAAUUAUGUUUAUAAUCAUUAUCAGAAUAAUUAUAACUAUCUUUAUCACACUCAUUUGAAAAUCAGUGGAGAUCCAUGCAAACUGCUUGCCUCUCAUCGAUGCGAUUAAAUCACGAAUUGCAACCUUUUUUUGCUCUAAAUCAAAUCUUUUUCCCAGCCAAUGAGAAAGCUUUACGAAACCACAACAACUAAUUAGCUUUUAAAUUUUUUUAAAGUAACCAAUCAAAUUUCAGGAAAAUGAAAGACAACUUUUGCAACUUUUCACGAAUUAGCUCAGUACUAAAUCAAUAAAAUAUUUGUGCAGAAGAACAGAAAAAUCCUGAGUGUUUUUUUUUUGCGUUUUCAAAAUGGAUGUAAUCAAGUGGUAAUUGAACUCUGUGUGGUGCAAUUUUUGUCUGAAAUCGUACUUGUGACUUCAAAUGAAACUCGCGCUGCGCACCUGUUCGAUUUGAAAUCACGUGUAUGAUUUCAGACCAAAUUGCACUUUAUUUAUCUCAAUUAUAUCAGUAAUCAAUCAGUCCUCUAACGGGACUUUUAAGGUCCAAUACGGUCAGACAAGGGAUAAAAACAGUUUAAAUAUAUUCAAAGUAAGUUAUCUUCUCCAGUAGAUCAAUCUCCACGUUGUCCUUAAGAUUGGUAAGAACUGAAAACCAGUCAUAUCGAUUUGUGAUAUUUUUCCCAGGAUUGACGUGGAAAUGUGCUCUGAUUGUAAGUGCGACUAUCUUCAAAAAGGAAAUUCCUACAACUAUUUGCACCUGCUCUCUAAAUCAUGUGGACGAUAUAGUUACAGCUAUUUACAGGGAUAUGUAUUCAACGUCUACUGGACAGAUGGAUUUACCAACGUUGUUUCUGGAUCGACGGUCUAUCUUCGCUUCGUAUCGGAUAAUACUGUACAUUACACAGGAUUUAGGAUGAGCUUCAUAGCCACAUCCAGGACAGGUGGGUAACUUUACAAAGAGGUUCUCAAUGGGGUGAUGGCUUUCACGGACCACGGUUAAAAUUCUAACAGCCACGGAGUCCUAGCCCAAUGGCUGAGGUGUAACAGGGCACAAGCCUGACUACCAAUCUUGCAAAACAGAGUGCCACCAAGAUGAGUAAGACAAGCCCUUUCCAGUCUCAGAGAAAACUCUAGUUGACCGUGGGGUCAAAAGACCCCGCCCUCCUUACUCCGGCUGACCUUUAGACUCAGAGCCAUUAGCAACCCACCCUUGAAAGGGCCUUUAACUGGGCUGCAUGUAGGUACUAACGUGACGUUAGUUACCCUGCAUUUCCAUUGGUUAGGCUGGCUCGAGGGUGGGCAAUGUCUUAGCCCACUGACCGAGCAGUUGCCAGGCAUAAGCCUGACGGCCAUCAAGCAAAAAAGUACGUUAUCAAAAUAAGCCAAGAAGCCCUCUUCAGCCCACGGGCAAAAUACAAUUUGAGGCUGAAGAGUCAAAAACCUACCCUUCCUACCCAUGGGUUUUUUGACACACAACUGGAACUGACCCACCUUACGUGCCGUCGCUGGUCUAGACAUUAAGCUCCCACUCCAUUUACAAUGGAUGGAUCCGGCAGAUAUUUGCAACCCCUUUCUAAGCCUGCUGUUUUAGACUCUCCACCACCCUCCAACCAAAGGGUGUGUCACCUACAAGCAUAGCUGUGAUAGAGUAUGAACCUGACUAUCAAUGUUGCUCCACACGGGCAUCUUUUUUUUCAAAUCAAAGCAGACGUAUUCUCUUGAUAACCUUCAUUGAUUUCGUUAAUUUUUUCAUGUGGUAACAGACUAUUUUUAUUUUGCAGCGGGUAGAAACAAACUAUCUGAAUGCAACCGAAGAUGAAACUAUUGAGUUUGGCACACCAAAAGUCGACAUUGAGAAGUACCCCUCAAAUUACGCAGAACAGUGGAUUUUAAUUGUCCCUGAGGGACGGAAGGUCCAGAUAGACUUUGACAUAUUUGAACUGGAAGACAGUGAGGAUUGCAAAAAUGAUUAUGUUGAGUUCCGUGAAGCAUCCAUCAUGGUUGGUGAUCCUAAAAGAAUAUAUGGCCAUUUUGGUCCAAUCCUGACCAAUCGUCUGUGUGGAAAUGUAAAGCCAAACUCGAUACUGAGUCAAGGGAACAUGGUUUGGGUUCAGUUCGUGAGUGACAGAAACUCUAUCACAGUGUACAAGGGACUCAAAGCUUCUUUUAAAGCAGGUGUGUCAUGAAGAUGAGUUUUGUUAAGUUUUUUUAAUAACGCGGCACUUAAGUUCUUUUACAUCUUUUCCUUUGGUGAAUUGGAGCUCAUUCAACUUUUAGUAGUGUUUUAUGACUUGACAUGAUCGCGGCAGGACUAUGUUUGAGUUUUUUUUUUUUGUUCGUUUUUUAAUUUUGUCUUCGUUUUUUUCUUAGAGAAAAACGUUUUUCCUCUAUCUUGUCAACUAACCAUAAAAAGGAAUGAUUUGUAUUUUGUGUUUACAUCUAUCUUUAAAUCUUUCUCAUUUUUUCAGUACAGGGAAGCGGAUUACCUGUGAGCCGUCCAAUGGUGCUUCUUUUUCUCUCAGCUUUGAUCGUGCAUGUGUCAAAGAACAACUUGUUCUAGUCCUGUCAAGUGUAUCCAGGAGAUGCCUUUUGUUCGCUGAAGUUUUGAAUUAUAUGCAUUUUGGUAAACUCUAAUUGUCGACUUAAAAAUUUCAAUAUCAAGGAUUUUGAGUGUAAAGUUUUGUCCCAGGAAUCUUUCUUUUAGAUAAUUUUUAUCUCUCAUCGGAUUGAAUUCAUCUGUGUGUUGUGUUUUUUUUUCCAUCUGC
Pocillopora meandrina is the source of this 6178-nucleotide messenger RNA. NCBI's taxonomy places the organism in Eukaryota, Metazoa, Cnidaria, Anthozoa, Scleractinia, Pocilloporidae. The record is from the annotation of a GenBank genome assembly.